Molecule: messenger RNA, 1041 nt
Organism: Verticillium dahliae VdLs.17
Lineage: Eukaryota; Fungi; Ascomycota; Sordariomycetes; Glomerellales; Plectosphaerellaceae
Exons: 6
Coding region: 1-1041 (346 amino acids)
Biological process (GO): spindle pole body duplication; protein import into nucleus
Cellular component (GO): nuclear pore transmembrane ring; nuclear outer membrane
Source: RefSeq, a predicted model, not a curated record
AUGGAAGUAGAGGUCGAGGACAAAACCAAGUCAUUCCAGUUGACGAGGGGCAACUGGGGCUUUACGUGGCAGACGGGCAAUAAGGCCCCGCACUACCGCCGCCUGCACGUGCGCCUCCAGUCUGUCCGCCACACUUUCUAUUCCAACAACAGCCCCGACAUUGCCUUUCCUCACCCGCCUCACCUGCCCAUUGAUCGAUCUCUCGCCCGCCCACACGACGUCCAAUCCAAAACCUCAGAAACAAUGUCAACGCCCAUGAUGAGCAGGGUGGCUACCAGAACCCCCGCCAAGUCAACACCCCAGGUUCAAAGCGCUGCGCCCGUCGUCGACAGUCCCGGCACCUGGAGACACCCACGGAUUGACGAGAUCUCCAGGCGGCGCAACGCGACAACAUUCUCGGAGAAGAACGUCAGAAAAGUCGCUCAGAAUGUGGCUUUCUUCGUUGCUCUCUGGGUAGCCCAGGCCUUGGUCCAGCGCUACAUCAGCCACAAGCUAGUUUCAGAGUCGACGAGGUCGAUCCUCGGAUGGGCCUACUUGGUCCUGAAGACCAUUCCGAUCGCCAACUCCGUCACCGCCUUGCUUCCACUGUUCCGCACGACCGACGACCUCAGCGAUAUCCCCCUCUCCGCCGCCCAGCGCCAGCUCCUCGGACUGCCCCCCGGACCGAAGGUCGCCACGCCUGACGCCGUCUUCAGCACGCCGCCGCGCUACUCGAGGACCCCGUCACUUGCAGGUUCGCCAGCGAGCAACCGCAGCUAUGCGAGCUCGCCGCUGUCCGGACGUGGCAGCCCUGCCUUCGGAGGCAACCUCAACGGCUCGUCUUUCUCGCCGGCCAGCAGCCCUUCCAAGUUCGCCGGUGGGCUGAACGAGAACCGCCGCUCCUCUUUCGGGUCUCCUAGCCCUCUGCCUUCCAGCGGCUCCUCUGGCCUCUUCGCUGACCCCACGUCGCCCAGCCCGUCGACAAGCAAGCGCACAAGUGUCGGACUCAACAACAAGUGGCUGUACGAGCGAGGAAGGCGGUCCUCGACGUCGCUUAGGUGA